Molecule: messenger RNA, 1035 nt
Organism: Aspergillus fischeri NRRL 181
Lineage: Eukaryota; Fungi; Ascomycota; Eurotiomycetes; Eurotiales; Aspergillaceae
Product: mitochondrial 54S ribosomal protein mL67
Exons: 2
Coding region: 1-1035 (344 amino acids)
Biological process (GO): positive regulation of mitochondrial DNA replication; DNA recombination
Cellular component (GO): nucleus; mitochondrial large ribosomal subunit
Molecular function (GO): single-stranded DNA binding; DNA strand exchange activity; structural constituent of ribosome
Source: RefSeq, a predicted model, not a curated record
AUGGCCUCCUCUCAGUCGUUCGCCAAACCUUUCCAGAAGAUCCUGGACCCGACUAAGAUCGGAACCUGGAAUGUCGUCCGUCGUCCACCGAUCGAAAACCACAGUGUUAUUCAGGGAAAGCCUCGGGAACAAAACUCGAAUGCCUUCAAGACACAUCAGUGGAAGGAGGGAGUGCGGUUAAGAAAGGCGCUCAAUGCCAUCACCCACGGCAAGAAUAUCUUUGUCUACCACAACAUCCGCACUAACCAGGUGGUAUACUCAUUGACAAGAUAUCUGGAGAAAAACAAUGUCCUCCGCCAACUCAUCUACCACGGCAAAAAGACUGUUCCCGCAACCCUUCGAAAAGACAUGUGGGUGCCCUACUACUCAGUGCACUUUACCGACUCCAAGAUCGGUCUGCGAGCCUACCACCUCCUCCGCGAAUUCUCCAUGCAGCGCCAGCUCGCUCCGCCCCGCGAAAUGAUCACCAUCACCGAACAAUUCCUCGCCCAGAAGCGGCCCCGCAACCCGGAAGAAGCGAAAAAAUUCGACGAGAAAUACGCCGAUAAGGUCGGCUGGCUGAUGGAGAAGAAAGACCGGGCCCGCGUAGUAAUGGAUCAAAAGGCUACCAGCGUUGCGGAUAUCGCGGCCGUGCUCUCCAUCCAGGAGGAUGAGAUCGCGAAUGGGUUUGCGGAUGGCAAGAGGGGAUAUCUGACUCCAGCUGCUCGGAGACGGAGAAGGGAGGCGAGGAAGAAGGAGCACGAGAAGUCUGCCGAGCAGGCUGAGCGUGUGGCUGCUUUCGCGCAGACCCUGAGCACACCGGAGGUCGACUACUCGAUCCAGGACCCUAAUGAGGAUGCGGAGCUCCUGGGAGACAACGGUGUCAAGAUCCUCUGGUCUGAUAUCCACGAUGCUCGCUUUGCGGAGAGAUGGCCUGAUCGUGUCUGGCAUGGCGAGUUGGAUCUGAGCCGCGACCAUGUUAUGCCCGAUGAGAAGCACAUCCCUGGCAAGAAGGAUGUGCUGACGAGCGGUCAAUUCAAAGAGAAGCAGGCUUAG